AUGCCGAGCCGGCUGCCAUCGUGGCACGAGACCAUCAAACUCCUGCUCCUCUUUACUGGCCUCAACCACCAGGCAACAGGCUCACUGCUCGAGAGUCUCAUCUCCAAGCGGACUGAGUACUGGGAGAACUGCAACCGAACCCUGACAGAGAUAGUUUUUCAAAGAAAUGGAAACUUCUGUAAAGGAGCAUUUGACAUGUUUGUCUGCUGGCCUCAUUCAUCUCCUGGGAAUGUGUCCGUCCCCUGUCCUUCCUUCUUACCGUGGAUUACCGAGGGUGGCACCAGGAGGGCGUAUCGCGAAUGCUUAGCAAAUGGCAGCUGGCGACAGAUGGAGAACUCCUCCGAUCCCUGGCGAGAUGACUCUGAAUGUGUGGAGGACCAUUUCUUUAAAGACAAGGAGGAGGAAAUGCUUCGGCAGACUGCACUUAGACUCAUCUCUGUCAUCGGCUACUCCCUGUCCCUGUUCUCCCUCAUUCUGGCCACUCUCCUCAUGGGCAUGCUGAGGAAGCUUCAUUGUACUCGGAACUAUAUCCACAUGAAUCUGUUUGUGUCAUUUAUCCUGAGAGCUGUGGCCAUUGUUUCAAAAGAAAUCAUACUGCACAUUAUGUAUUCCAACCUACCCAAGGAUGACCCUGGAUGGACUUCCUACCCGAGCUCUGCGAUAGUGUUAAUGUGCAGGUUCUCCAAAGUGUGCAUGGAGUACUUUGUGGCCUGCAACUACUUUUGGCUCCUGGUGGAGGCCAUCUUCCUUCACACGCUGCUCUUCACUGCAGUGCUUACCAAAAGGUGCUUGCUGAAGAAAUACAUGCUGCUAGGUUGGGGAACUCCUGUGUUGUUUGUGACGCCAUGGGCAGUGGUCAAGAUGUUGUAUGAAAACAUAGGGUGUUGGUCCAUCAUGAAUAGAUGGUUCUGGUGGAUCAUUAGAGGCCCAAUUACUUUAUCAGUGCUGAUCAUUUUCUUCAUUUUCAUCAAGAUACUGAUGUUGUUGUUGUCAAAGCUGAAAGCAGAUCAGGUGAAAUUCACAGACUACAGAUACAGUUUAGCCAGGGCGACGCUGGUGCUGAUUCCCCUGCUGGGGAUCCAUGAAGUGGUGUUCACGGUGCUGAUCGAUGAAUGUGUGGAGGGCAGCAGUCGCUACGCUCGGAAUUUCAUCAACCUCACCCUCAGCUCCUUCCAGGGCUUCUUGGUUGCUGUUCUGUACUGUUUUGCCAACGGAGAGGUCCAAGCUGAAUUAAAGAAGCGCUGGCAGCUUUUUUUGUUCACCAAUCACUUCAAGGCCCAAAGCUGUUUUUCGGGCGUGGACCUGAAGCAUCUGUGGAAACGUUCUCGAGGGCGACACCCACAGCGCUCCCAGAGGUGCGUCUCCUACAACAUCGGCAGCACUUUGGCACCUCACCCCCAACUUCUCCAAGUGACUGUGCACGGAGGCGUAGGGGUGCUUGGACCAGGAGAAGCGAAAGGUUCGGGGCUAAAGGGCUACGAUGCUUCAGGGCUGGACUUUCUUACUAGAAAAAGUCUUUCUAGCAGUGAUGGAGAGAUAACGGGAGAGACCAUGGAGGAGAUUCUGGAAGAAAGCCAAUUCUGA
Molecule: messenger RNA, 1584 nt
Organism: Nematolebias whitei (Rio pearlfish)
Lineage: Eukaryota; Metazoa; Chordata; Actinopteri; Cyprinodontiformes; Rivulidae
Product: glucagon-like peptide 2 receptor
Exons: 13
Coding region: 1-1584 (527 amino acids)
Biological process (GO): cell surface receptor signaling pathway; adenylate cyclase-modulating G protein-coupled receptor signaling pathway
Cellular component (GO): plasma membrane
Molecular function (GO): peptide hormone binding; glucagon receptor activity
Source: RefSeq, a predicted model, not a curated record